AUGACCGUAACAAAGUACCCUGAGUCUGAAACAGAUGUUCUCAUUAUCGGCGCCGGCCCUGCCGGCCUGAUGGCAGCAUAUUGGAUGGCUCGCUAUGGGGUGAAAGCUCGCAUCGUUGACAAACGCGCGGAGAAAGUGAUGCUCGGUCAUGCAGACGGAUUGGUGCCACGCACAUUGGAGCUGUUCGAUAGCUGCGGGUUCAACCAUCGGGUUCGGAACGAAGGGGUUGCAGCAGUUAUUUCAACUUAUUGGGGCCUCAACGAAGAAGGGAAGCUCGUGCGCCAAGAGCAUUCUGGCGAGAAUACGGAGUCGCGUAUGCCUUUCGUCCAUACACUUUUGGGACAAGGCCGGUUGGAACAAUUCAUUCUCGAUUCUAUUCACGAAAAUUCGUCUAUUAAAGUCGAGCGAGGUGUUGUUGCCGAGGGGUUGAGCUUUAAUGAACUGGACCAGGAGGAUCACAGUGCUUAUCCUAUCACUAUUCAACUUCGGACUCUCAAUUCUGAAAAGCCAGUCAAUGGGGAGACACAUGCGCAGAAUGGGCCGAUCAAGCUCGAAAAUGGUAUUGUAAAUCGCCAACCUUCCGACGAAUCGAAUGGUGUCCCACCGCAAAUCCAGAGGGAGGAAAAGGUCGAGAUUGUCAAAGCGAGAUACCUACUUGCAUGCGAUGGGGCGCGCAGUUGGACAAGAACCCAGAUGGGACUCCCAAUGGAAGGAUCAAGCACCGAAUAUGUUUGGGGCGUGGCUGAUGUUGUUCCUAUCUCCAACUUCCCCGACAUUCGCCGCUUAGCUAUGGUGGAGAAUGCGGCCGGUUCAAUCCUGAUAGUUCCCCGUGAACGAAACCUCAUGCGCCUCUAUGUGCCAAUGCCAAAGGGUCAAGAUACGCAGACACCGGACGCAGAAAACGGCACAACCAACGGUCGCCGUGACAAAUCUACAUUCACCCCCGACGACCUCCGAAAAAUGGUACAGGCAAUACUUAGCCCUUGGGAUUUCGAUUUCAAGAUUUGCGAGUGGUUUUCCGCCUAUGGCGUCGGUCAGCGAGUGGCCUCGACACUAUCUCGAGAGAACCGGGUCUUCCUUGCGGGCGACGCUGCCCACUCUCACUCGCCAAAGAUCGGAAUGGGAAUGAACAUGAGUCUACAGGAUGGCUUCAAUCUCGGCUGGAAACUGGCACUGGUGGCACAAGGAGCCGCCGAUCCUUCUAUACUGAACACUUAUAAUGCCGAGAGACUGCCUUUAGCGAAGAUGUUGGUCGAAUACGAUCGGCAAAUCUCGUCGCAAUUUACAAAAGACGAAAACGCGUCCGAAGACAUACAGAAGACGGACGCCCGCACGAUUCAUCAGGAAUUCGAAGAUUUCUACGAAGGACGCAAGGCGUUCUAUCCCGCCAGCAAUCUUGUCCACAAACUCAGCAGGCCUCGUCCCGGAGAGAAAUUCCCUGUUCGGAAGCUUCUCAACCAAGCCCGUCUUGAUACGAGAUGGACAACAAACAUAUUAGAAAGUGAUGGGCGGUUCCGACUUGUCGUUCUAGCGGGUGACAUACGUUUUCCGAUGCAAAAGGACCGUGUUGAUCAACUCGGCAGCGUCCUACCCUCCAUUCUCAACCGAUAUAUCGCACCCAUCAGCCAAUUUGACGGUCCGAUCAAUACUUUGACCAUCCACAGCAGUCCUUGGGACGAGGUCGAGUAUCACGAUUUCCCGGAGGUAUUGAGACCCUUCGAUGAAGUCAUGGGAUGGGCUUAUGAUCGUAUUUGGUCCGAGAGGGCAUGCACCUAUGACUCUGAAUGUGAAGGCAAAGCCUAUGAGAAGUGGGGAGUCGAUCUUGUUCGGGGUGCUGUGGCCAUUAUUCGCCCUGAUCAGUAUGUCGGAUGGGUGGGCGAAUUGGAGGAUACCGCGGGCAUGACGAAGUACUUUGAUCAAAUACUCAGGAAAGCCCCGACUGCGUGUAACGGAAACGCGGAGACUGAUUGA
Penicillium cosmopolitanum is the source of this 1971-nucleotide messenger RNA. RefSeq lists its product as uncharacterized. The record is from RefSeq and is a predicted model, not a curated record. The transcript is spliced from 6 exons. Bases 1 to 1971 code for a protein of 656 amino acids. NCBI's taxonomy places the organism in Eukaryota, Fungi, Ascomycota, Eurotiomycetes, Eurotiales, Aspergillaceae. Gene Ontology annotation, molecular function: FAD binding.